Ectocarpus siliculosus is the source of this 2620-nucleotide messenger RNA. NCBI's taxonomy places the organism in Eukaryota, Phaeophyceae, Ectocarpales, Ectocarpaceae. The record is from the annotation of a GenBank genome assembly.
GUGUCGGCUGCUUUGCUACAUGGGUGCGUCCGUGCCGAUGGACGUGCUUGUGACGAAGCCCGAGCACUCGUUGGUUUUCCAAUCGAGGGACGCGUCUUUUCACCCCGGGUGUGCCGACAAGAGGAACAUCCGCGUCAACGGCGAUGGCUUUGGAAUCGCUUGGUACACCCCGAGACGGAUCGAGGAAGGGGGAUGCGUGGUAAAGUUUCCUACCCCGGCCUGGUCCAACACCAACCUUCUCAACAUCGCCAAGUUCGUUGAGUCAGGCCUCGUGUUCGCACAUGUCCGGGCGGCGUCGGAUGGAGCCGUGCUGGUGGGGAACGUCAACCACGAGAACACCCACCCUUUCAAGUACAAACGCUACACAUUCAUGCACAACGGAGGCAUCCCCGGGUUCGCGAGGAUGAAGCGCCAGCUGCUUGCUCAGCUCGGGGACGCGGCCUACCUGGCCGUCGAGGGCAGCACGGAUUCGGAGCUCUGCUUCGCCUAUUUCUUGGAUGAGCUGCCCAACACGGGCGACCAGCUCAGUGCUCAGGAGAUUUCCAAGGUCUUGCGCCGGACGAUCGCUCGUAUUGUAUCGGCGGUUGCGUCGUUAUCCGCUAGCACAUGUCCACCGGCCCCGCCAACAGCCACGACGACAGCACCAUCCACAAGUGGGCAUGAUGGUGGGCCGACGACCUCCCCACCUGAUGCUGCUUCAGCCCGUGGUGGCAGCAGUGCUUCUGCUGCGGCACCGGCCAUGUCCCUGAACUUCUGUGUGACGGACGGGAGGCACAUCGUUUGCUCGCGGUAUCGCAGCCACGCCCGGCAGGAUCCUCCGAGCUUGUUCGUCCUUGCGGGGGCAGGGCUUGCAUGUGACGAGGCGGGGUGCUUGCGGCUGACCGCCCCUGUCAGUCUGCAUCGGAAAGCUCAGCACCAACCAUCCGCGCACGUACGCUCCAGGAGCAUGAAGAUGACGAAGAUCAUGACGCUCUUGCUGCUGCUUCUCGGAGUCCUCAUCCUGGGCUCCGCGCACGGCAGCGACAACGACAACAACAACGACAACAUCAUCAACAACGACGAUGACGACGACAAGACUUUCUCCCACGACCAGGAGCCCGUGGUCGUUAUCGAGCCUUCCGUCCUGCCCGGAAGCAACUAUGGCGACAGCAGCUCCCGGCCGUUCCAGCCGCUGUCGAGCGUCGACGAAGACGCCACCACUACCACCGCCGCCUCCACCCACGACCGUUUUGAGCACGUUGGCUGCCUGAAGUUGGCGGAGGAAGAGAUGGUCUCCCUCGGGAGGAUCGAGACCAAGGCCGAAGCUGACAUCAUCCCGGGGGUGUUCGGCAGGGAUGACAUGACCCCGCAGCAAUGUGCUGCGAUUUGCGAGGGCGUCGGGCAAGAUGGCUUCGCGGUCACCCGAGGCAACCUGUGCACCUGCUUUGCGGAAGCAGACGCGGGGAUCUUUGACGGCAGCAAGGGUGGUGUGUGCGAUGCCCCCUGCACCGGCGACAGCUCGCAGCCAUGCGGCGGAGUUGGCUCGUUCGACGUGUACCGGCUGAGCCUCACAGGAGGCCACGACCGGAACCAGCUCCCUCGCCACGCCACCGUCACGGUCGAAAGCACCGGAUUGCCCGUGAACGACGAAACCACCACCACUGCCGACUUCACCGCCGGCGACGCAAAGACCAACAACAAUAUUCGCCAGGGGACAGUGAAAGUCAAGACCUUCGUCAGCUGGUGGAGGCCACGCCAGCUCACCCUGGUCGACGCUUCAACCCUGAAGCUGUGCAAGAUGGCCCGCGGAGGAGGGGUCAAGUCCUGCCAGGACAUGCCCUUGGAUAGUUCAACCGAGGUGGUGCGAGUCGAGAGUAAGCACGGGAGGCCCAGGAAGGACGGACGCUUCGUGUUCCGUGUUUCGACAGGAAUCCCUAGAGGCCUGACGAACAAACGGUGGGAGCUCGAUGCGGGAAGCUCCGCAGAUUUAGACACGUUGAUGUCAGUCCUAGAGGGUGUAACAACGCCCGAUUUCGAGAAGGAGGCAGAUGUUUUCGCGGACACUCCGCGGGCGGGUGACUUAGGGGACUCGUUCAAGUUCUCCAUGGAGCUCGGGCCAUUCACGUUCGCCCCCACGCCCGCCUUCCGUGGCGACAGCAUUUCUAUCGAUGACUACCCGCUCAUCCCUGGCCAGUUCCUCUCGACGGCACCGGUCGUAAACUCCGCCAACCUGGAGGUGACGGAGGUCGGGGACCUGAUUUUGCGGCAGGGCGACAUCCCGGCGUACCCGACUAACGACACACCGCUGUGGGCCCACCGUGUUACGGGGUCGGUCGGGUACACCGCCAACGGGGGGCUAGGGUGUGCUGUGGAGGCGUGGUGGGAGAGGGCCACCAACGGCGGAGAAGACAUGGGCAUCCCCGUCCACUUGGCCGUGAAGAACGGCAGAUGGAGGGUCGGCAGGGGUUGGAUGUGCACCCUGGGACGAAGCCCCAGGGUGGCGGGAGGGUGGAGGGUGCACCUGCCGUGGGACUCCCACGGGAAGGCCCUGAAGGCAGCGUCGCUUCAGGUCCGCGACGGCAGCGUGGUGAUGGCCACGGAAGACGGCCACAUCCUGUGGAGCUCUUCGCCCUCGCCAUAA